This is a messenger RNA of Sycon ciliatum, 1086 nucleotides long. Its product is annotated as large ribosomal subunit protein mL52-like. NCBI's taxonomy places the organism in Eukaryota, Metazoa, Porifera, Calcarea, Leucosolenida, Sycettidae. Gene Ontology annotation, molecular function: structural constituent of ribosome. The transcript is spliced from 6 exons. Bases 127 to 696 code for a protein of 189 amino acids. Gene Ontology annotation, biological process: mitochondrial translation. Gene Ontology annotation, cellular component: mitochondrial large ribosomal subunit. The record is from RefSeq and is a predicted model, not a curated record.
UUUACCAGUGUUUACAAUUACUGCUCCCUGGCAAUUAGCUGUGUUGAAUAAUUGUCUUUGGAAGUUUUCACCUAGCUGCAAUACUACUGGGUAUUGGUAUGAUGGACUCCUGCUGAACUCGAAGGAAUGUCACGUCUUCUUCUGCAGGGUGUGAAAUCACCCCUACUCGCAGUCGAAUGUCAAAGAUAUAUUCAUACUUCAGCAAAUAGUCUUGCUGGUGGGGAUUUCAGAAAGCGAAUUGGCCUGCCUGCCGAUAGUGUGUCUUACGGUCCACUGUGUGAUAUUCCAGACUGGUCAUACGCAGACAAGAAUGAGCCGACACCGCUUAGUUCCAAUGCUGUCUUCCGUGACAACAGGCGGCGCUUUAUCGCGUCAAUGGUGGAAAUGGCCGUGAAUGAGAUGAUGAUUGGAAAGUAUCAACAUGCCCUGAGUAUGCAGCUGCGGCCGCAUGAACUCACCAUGCAUCCAAAGAGACUCGAAGCCAACAUCGAACGCUCCAGGGAUGUACCCAUUCUCAGUGCCACCGCAGAGGACAUUCCACAGCCGCCGAAUGUGGACAGGGACGAAGGCAAGCCUAUCUUGUAUACACUGCAGGAGGGCAGAGCGGCAGCCAAUCGCCGUGCCAGAAGCAGCAAGCUGGCCAUGUUUGAAGUCAUGAGCCAAGACGCAAUCAAGAAGCAGCUCGAGUCAACGUGAUGAUGUUAGUAGUUUAAGAUAGAGCAAUGACCUGUGAGCUUCCUGCCGCUUCGUGCCUAGCAUGCAUUGCCUGUACACGCAAUUCAAACGAUACGAGUACACGCACACAGUCCAUGUGAUGUACAUGACGAUCAUGCAUGGUGUAUCACUGCAUCCGCUCGCUGGGUCCAGCAGCCACAGUAAUCACAGCAGCGUGCUACAGCAGUGGGCAUCUCGCAUCAUGACAUGCGUGACACCCUAACUCUCGCCCUUAUUUACCUGUGUGGGUGUCAAACUUGACAUCCUUUUUUGGGCAAUUUGCGAAAUUAUGAAUUACAGUUGUACUGCAGUAAAACCUGUCAAGUUGACCCCUGUGAUAAAGCAACCACCUCUCCCGGAGGACCACUACAA